UGACGCACCCAGACCGGAAGCUUUGUACAAAUUAAAUAAGUUUGUGCGGGGUUCAGCGCGUGCAGACAUUUCUGGCUAAUCACGGUCAUUAUCCGUCUUCAUUGCAACCAUGUCUACUGAAAAAUGUUUCGCCAAAGGAAGCCCUGCACCUGGUCCUGUUCCCAAAGACCAGAUACGUCUCUACAGCAUGAGAUUCUGCCCUUUUGCUGAAAGAACUAGAUUGGUGCUGAACGCCAAAGGGAUCAAGUAUGACACAAUCAACAUCCACUUGAAAGAGAAACCUGACUGGUUCCUAGAGAAGAAUCCACUUGGUCUUGUACCUGCACUGGAGACACCUGCUGGUGAAAUAAUAUACGAGUCUCCAAUCACCUGUGAUUACCUGGAUGAAGUGUAUCCUGAGAAGAAACUCCUUCCAUCCUCUCCUUUUGGAAAAGCCAAACAAAGAAUGCUGCUGGAGCAUUUUUCAAAGGUAAUACCCUAUUUCUACAAGAUCCCAGCGGCAAGAAGGAAUGGAGAGGAUGUUUCUGGACCAGAAGCUGAGCUGAAAGAGAAGUUUUCUAAAUUGAAUGAGCACUUGGAGAAGAAAAAGACCAAGUUCUUUGAAGGUGACAGCAUCACAAUGAUUGACUACAUGAUGUGGCCUUUCUUUGAGAGGAUUGAGGUCUUGGAGCUGAAGCACUGCCUGGACCACACACCUGAGCUGAAGAAGUGGGUAGAGCGCAUGCUAGAGGACCCAGCUGUUAAAAACACCCUGUACAGCAUGGAUACCUACAAAGCCUUUUACAAGAGUGUCGCUGAAGGGAAACCUGACUAUGACUAUGGCCUUUAAAAUAAAAGGCUGUUUUUCCGUCCAUUAAUCUGCAGGCCUCAGGUCAGAUCUGCCAUCAGAUAUCAUCCAUCCAAUGUUUUCUACACUUUAUAUGAUAGAGGUAGUUUGUUCUAGGAGGAAAUUAUAUCUUUAAGAAAAAUGAAUUUGCAAUUUGUUUGAGUUUCUGAUUUCAAUAAAAAACAAAAAUGGUUGAAAUAUGUUUUGUGUCUGAUUGUGUUUUAUUGAAACGUGCAUAUAUCAGACAUCAAUUCAAAAGAGUAAUCACAAUAACAGUUCCUUAAAUGGAAAGGUAUCAGCUGCCUUUUGCUUAACAAGAGUUUUGAGAGAAAAAAGCUUUUAAAGUUAUGUAAGCUACAUAUUUAACAACAUAUGUUACGCUGGUUUGCCAUUAUAACACUACAGUGACUGCAAAACCACUAAACUUAUCUCAGAAAAGAUGACACAACUGUUGUAAAUAUAUUUAAAUAUUAACCCUUACUACUUCUAAAUGAAGGUGCUAAGAGUGACCUGCACUCGAGCCGGUUAUUAAUUAACACUAACCCCCUGGGUGAACUGCACCUUUAUGCUGAUUGGCCAACAAUCUCCUAACAUUCGUUCCCCUGGCAGAUUAAGAUCUAAAAUCAUUCAUUCCAUCAACUGUUUCUUACAAGAAUCUAAGUUGGCACACCUACUCACAAAAAAA
Molecule: messenger RNA, 1511 nt
Organism: Cyprinodon variegatus (sheepshead minnow)
Lineage: Eukaryota; Metazoa; Chordata; Actinopteri; Cyprinodontiformes; Cyprinodontidae
Product: glutathione S-transferase omega-1-like
Exons: 6
Coding region: 110-829 (239 amino acids)
Biological process (GO): glutathione metabolic process
Cellular component (GO): cytoplasm
Molecular function (GO): glutathione dehydrogenase (ascorbate) activity; glutathione transferase activity
Source: RefSeq, a predicted model, not a curated record